GCAAAGCCCAAAUUUCGAGCCCACUAUUUUGCAUAAUUAUGUGAGUAUCUGAGCUAGAGCGUAUCAGAUUCAAGGAAACAAAAUCAUGUUUUAAAUCCAAGUUUCAGCGCCAAUUUGUGGAGGCAAAUCGAAAUUUCAAAACAUUUCCCAUUUUCCAAUCUCCAAAAUCGAACUUAACAGCAGCCACACUCAAAAAUCAAAACCAAUUCAAACUUCAAACCACUUUCUCCUUCCCUCUCUCUUUGAUUUUCAACGAGCAAAAGCAGCAACCGCAGCUGAAUCUGAAAAAUUCAGGUAACUUCGCGAAACCCUGAAUCAGUUCCCGUCGAGUUUUCUGGAGUCACCGCUAGUCAGCUCAGUCUGUGUCGGCCCUAAGAUAAUCGAUUGUGCUUUGUGAAUUUUGUGCAUUUUUUGGGGGGGUUUUGAGUGUUUGACUCGUAGCUGAGGUGAAUCUUCACGGUUCAAUGGGGGCUGACCGCAAAGAUUUGGCUUUUUUCUGGUGAGAUUUUGAUUGCAGUUUUUAAUCAUGGGCUUCGCGAAUGUGUGCUGGAUUAGCAAGAUCCCGGGUAGAACCCAAUUGUGAAACCCCUCUUUUGUAGUUUGAUUGAGGGUUUCAUAGAAUUUGAUAUUUUCUGCUAGUCAAUUAAGGAAUAUUUCCCCCUUUCUCUCGUUUUUCUGCCUUUGAUUUCUUCUUCUCCUUCUUGUUGAUUGGAUCUAGGUUGAGUUUGGGGGUAGUAUCGAAUUCUAGUUCUGAAUUGGGAAUGAGGGAGCUAAGUAUUGAAUCGUUUUACGCACGGCUAAGAGAGUCAGCGAUAGCCUCAGCUUCAUCUGCCCCUCUUCUAAUUUUCCCUUCAACUUCGGAUGUUGAUUCACUAUGUGCGUUGAAAAUUAUAGGGCAUGUUCUUGAAUCUGAUUCGAUUAGGUAUGCCUGUUACCCAGUUUCGAGUUUCAAGGAAAUCCACAAGUAUGCAGGGCCUAACCUGAGUUCAUCCUCGAAUGAGCCCAUAACCAUUUUGUUGAUUAAUUGGGGUUGCCAUAGGGAUCUUCGGAGGGACCUGCAGAUUGGCCCCUUAGCUCGAGUUUUUGUCGUUGAUAGUCAUAGGCCGAUUCAUUUGCAUAAUUUGAGUGACCAGAAUGACUGUGUGGUGGUGCUUUACACGAGGGAUGAUGAGAACCAGGCCGAUCUGGUUUAUGAUUUUGAUGUGUCCACUGUUGCGAAUGCAAGUGAAUUGAACAGCGAUGGUGAGGUUGAAGAAGAUUCGGAGAGUGAGGAUGAGAGUGAUGUCGAGGAGGGUGGGGAAGUAGGUAGAAAGAGGAGGAGAGAUUCUGAAAAUGAGGGGAAUCCUGAUAAGUUGUUCAAGAAGUUGAAGAGAGACUAUUACUAUAUGGGCACAUACCAUGGGAAGCCAUCGGGAUGCUUAAUGUACGAGCUAUCGCAUUCCCUAAGGAAGAACAAAAAUGAGUUGCUCUGGUUGGCUUGUGUGGCUUUAACCGACCAGUUUGUACACGAGAGGUUAACUGAAGAGAGAUACCAGGCUGGGGUUAUGGAACUUGAGCAGCAUAUUAACAGCUCGGGAAACUUGGAUGCUGUUUCAUCCGUCACACUCAAGGAUGGCACAAAGGUUACUGUGCCUGAUUCUUCCAGAAUUGCUUAUGAGGACGAGCCUAGGUUGAUGUUAUUGCAAGAGUGGAAUUUGUUUGAUUCAAUGCUGUGCUCAUCAUAUGUCGCAACUAAACUGAAAACUUGGAGUGACCCUGGGUUGAAAAAUAUGCAGCUUCUUUUGGCUCGGAUGGGGUUUGCACGAGAAGAAUGCAAACAGAAAUACCAAUACAUGAAUGUAGAGAUCAAACACAGAAUGAAGGAUAUGUUUCAAAAGUUCCUACCCGAGAUUGGGCUCAGGGAUUUCUACUACAGGGGUUUCCUGCUAUUGCACGGGUAUAGCUCGAAAGUCUCUGCUGCAGAUGUGGUGUACGGGGUCACUGCUCUUCUAGAGUCGUUUGUGGAGGCAGAUGGCUCUUCUGGUUCAAAGCAGUUUGGUGUGGCAUAUGAUGCUUUGUCCUUCAACAAGGUCGAGAAGCUGGAACUGGGAAUGAGACAGGCUAUUAAGGUGCAACGUGCUGUUCUUAGACAAGGAAGCACAGCCAUAACAAAGAAGGGAUCAAUAAGAAGUGGCAGUAAAUUCAGAUGGGUAAAGCUGGAAGAUACUGCAGAUUCAAAGCUCUUAUGUCACCCUCAGGCUCUGACCAAAUUUGGGUUCUUUCUGAUGGAUGCUCUACGCGAGAAGGGAGCAAGAAUGAAGCCUCUGAUAUGUGUUUGCUACACUCAAGAACAGCAGAAAGUGCUGAUUGUUGGCAUAUGUGGGAAGCCACGCCUUGGUGCACGAAAUGGAAAUGCGUUUGGGAUUGCCUUCAGGAGCGCGGCUGAUGAGACCGGAGCUGAGUACUUUCACGAGCUCUUUGAAUCAUCAUGGAUAGUCUUGGAGGCGGCUGCAGUAAAUUCGUUCAUGAUCAGGUUAACCGAGAAACUAUUGUGAUCAUCUUUUCAAAUUUGUAACUCUUCCAUCUUUCAUUUGACUGUAAUUCUGUUAUAAUUCAUAGAUGUCUUUCUUUUGUUCUGCUAGACUAAUGCUUUCUCUAAAUAGUUUUAACUUGCAUGUAACAUCAUCACUAUUCAAUAACUAGAUUGAAUACUUCCACCAGACUAUAGUUUUCUUCUUUGAACACAACUCCAGCGCUGGAUUAUAGCAGAGGAUAUGAGAUAUGUGUAUCUGGAUCAACUCUAUCACCAUCAUCUUUAUCUGUAUUUUCUUGAAUAUAUGAAUAUGGAUGGCUUGGAGAACUUAGAAUCA
Salvia miltiorrhiza (redroot sage) is the source of this 2849-nucleotide messenger RNA. RefSeq lists its product as uncharacterized. The coding region runs from base 762 to 2534 and encodes 590 amino acids. Gene Ontology annotation, biological process: double-strand break repair via break-induced replication; mitotic DNA replication preinitiation complex assembly; DNA replication initiation. Gene Ontology annotation, cellular component: DNA replication preinitiation complex. NCBI's taxonomy places the organism in Eukaryota, Viridiplantae, Streptophyta, Magnoliopsida, Lamiales, Lamiaceae. The record is from RefSeq and is a predicted model, not a curated record. The transcript has a single exon. Gene Ontology annotation, molecular function: single-stranded DNA binding; chromatin binding; DNA replication origin binding.